Messenger RNA from Strongylocentrotus purpuratus (purple sea urchin), 4081 nucleotides. RefSeq lists its product as uncharacterized. The record is from RefSeq and is a predicted model, not a curated record. The coding region runs from base 67 to 1956 and encodes 629 amino acids. Lineage: Eukaryota; Metazoa; Echinodermata; Echinoidea; Camarodonta; Strongylocentrotidae. The transcript is spliced from 10 exons.
AUCCCGGGAUUGCAAGACCUAAGGACCGUGACCGUCACCGUGACCUUGUUAGAAUCUACCGUUACCAUGAGAACAUCCUUCAAUCAAACCACGUUAUCACCGAGUCCGAAUGGAGGUUUAGCCAAAUUUGUUGUACCAGUUAUCGUAGUCAUCGCUCUAUUGGCUGCGAUUUCGAUUUGUGUUGCCAUCAUCAUCUGUUGGUGCCGGAGGAAACAACUGAGGAAUCAAAAAAAAGACAACCAGGAAUCCAUACCACUACACCCAGACCGACAUAUAAAUGUUCCUGAACAUCUGCUGAAGGCGAUAUCCCCACAAGAGGUAGAAGGGUUCGUUUACAGACUGACAGGAAGACAUUGUAAGAGGCUUGCUAAGGCUGUAGGAAUCACUGAUCAGGAGGUGAUUACCACCAUCAUUCAUGACAAUAAUGACGAUCUGUUCGACACUCAAUCAAUGAUCAUUGACUGGGUAGAUGGACAGGAAUGCAGCAACUUCGAGAAGAGAUGCAGGCUUGAUGAUGCCGUCAUCAAAAUUGGUCGCCAUGACAUGACAGAUUCAUUUGGGACAACCAUCUAUCGGGUUGAAACAGGAGGUACUGUACAAAGACCACAUCCAGAUGCCAAGAAAUUCAAUAGUACUACCAUAUUUGAUGAUGAUCUGCAGGCGUUGCUGAAGCAUCUUCCUACAUGUGCGGUAUCAGUAUUUCUUGAGAGGCUUGGCAUCUCAGUUGAUGAGGAUAGGGAGGAUAUAGAAGAGAAGCUUAGAGGUUGGAGGGACGAUAAUCUGAGAGGACCUAAAGCACGUUCCAUGAAGGAACUUGUUUUAAUUCACAAAGAUGUGCUGAAUAAGACGAAUAACAGUAAUGUACUCGACUUAAAAGACGAGGAACUAAAGGACGUAUUUGCAAGCAUCUCUUCCAGUAAACAGAUGGACCAGCUAAAAUCAAGGCUUCGGAAAGAAAUCAGAGAGGAGUCUUUCACUCUCCAGCAUCUCAAAGAAUGGAGGGAUAGCCAAGACAUGGGGAACCGUCGAGAAACUCUAAGAAAAAUGCUCCAUGAUAUAAAACUAUCAGGAUGCAUUGUUAAUCGGCGCCCUCCACAACAUGUGUACAAAGCUGAGAUGGUACGUUUAGCGUUCAGUUUACUAUGUAAUGACGUUGGUCCUUUGGCUGCACUUCUCAACAUGGAUACGUGCAACGGAAAAAUAGUGCGAGAAUCUCAGAAAGGAACCGUAGGUCUGUUACUACAACUAUUGAACAAAUCGAAGGAUAUCGACACACAUAUUCGGCGUGAUUUAUGUGUCGCCAUUAGAAGUCUUGGAUAUCUGGAUGUUGCUCGAUUAGCUUAUUUCGAUUACGAUGAAAGUCUUAGUGUACUCUCCAACGUCACUUCAAAACUGUCACAACAGGAAAUGGAAAUGUUGAUGAAGCAUCUUGAUUCUGAAAAAGCAGACAAAGCAGUCCUGUCAAUAGGUCGGGCUAGACAGCAGAGCGCGGGGACAUACGACAACCUGAUGCUUAUGAAGAGAUGGAGGGAUCAGUUCAGACCGGAACCUUUCCACCACAGCUCGAAGCUGGUUCAUGGUCUUCGAGCAAUUGGGCGAACGGGACUUGCAGAGGAAGUCCUUGGAGGUCUGUACAAACAUAUGCAAAUGAGUGGAGCAGUAGCAAUACACAUUUGCAACAGUCUCGAGGACGAUCAACUGCAGAGACUAUACGUACACCUCGGACUACGUACAACAAAACGUCAGGAGGAUCGGACUACUACAUCAACGGCCGUCGUGGAAUGGAUGCAGAAUUGUGUGAAACACUUUGACAAAAUUCCUACGCUGAACAAAAUGGUAAAGAACAAAUUCGAUUUUCGAAAACAUGAGAACAACGAACUUUUCAAGGCAGGAUUUUCCGAACUUGCAGAGGAAAUCAUGCUACUCCAGUACCCUAGAUUCCCUAGGAUUGUGUAGCCAUAAUGUCCUUUGACAAGAAAUGAAUCUACAUUUGUGUUACUCUCAAUAAACAUGUCAUAAAUAUUGGUGCAUGGUAUAAGGUGAUUGAUUCAAUGCUUAGUGAAGAGCAGCUGGACUAAAAACAUGGUAAUAGUAUAAUGUAAAUUAUAUGUGUGGGCUGUAGAAAUGAAAGUAUUAUUGUCAUUUUUAUUUGUUAACGGUUGUACACAGGCGGAAAGAUAUUUUUUCAAUAAGUUUCGUUGUGGUAGUCCGCACAUACCCUUCGCCAAGUUGUGUGGGUUUGUAGUGUAUAGACUGGUGUUGUUAUACUAGACCAAUACGUAGGGUAUGUACGCAUGCACUCCAAUCUUUAAAACAUUAUGUAGUUACGAUUAAUUACCUCCUCCCUUAAGAUAUUUGUUAUAGUUAUAGUUAUUAGUUCUGAUGUUUUGUUGGAAUGUUCAUAUACUCAAUCUUUAUGAAGGUGGAAAUAGUUACCUUUUAGAUGGUCCACCCAAUUUUAUCUAAUGUUAAUAAUACGGCAUUUGCUCUAUAUGCAUUGAUCUCCAAACGUGUCUGCAAACGGCCUUGGAAGGGCCACUCCGCCCGAUGCGUGGGGAAAACUGUUCGUAUCUUUUAACACAGUGGAAAUUGUGUGUCAUAUAGCGUGAUAUAAAUGUAUUGUGGGGAGAAUAAAAUAAAUCGGUGCUUUCUGUUGUCAUGUUUGCAAUGCUAUGUAUACAUUGUACGCUGUCGUACCCAUUUGUAAAGUGAAAUGGAUAAUGUGAGUAUAUCUUAGAAAGUUUGAUAAUCAGGGGGUUUAUUAUGGAAUUCAUGAUUAAAAUUGUGCCUCUCGUCUCUUUUUAAUUUAUCCUUACUCAAUACUUAUUGAUAUAUUAUUCAUUUUCUCAAUUUCAUGAAUUUUUAUUUUUGAAUCUGAUAUCUGGACAUAUCGUAUUUGUGGGGAGAAGGUCGUAUUCAUCUUCUUAAGAUUUACAAUCCGCACGAAAUACGUUGAAACUGUGUUCUCUUAAGGUGUUUGGUUUUAGAGUGUGGCUACGAUGAAAAUACUCAUCCACUAUUUUCAGAGCAUUAAUACAAAAUGGUAGAAAACACAAUUAUAUAAAAGUACCCUUUUUACGACAAUCGCAGUGUCUCCCCCAAAGAAACACGAAGCUUAAAGCUAUGUCAUUACUAUACCCACCGAUAUCUAUGUAUUUGUUUAAGAAGCAGUUUGAGAUUGAUCCACAAAUAAUAUUUUCAUUUCAGGCAGUGAAAAGUAAACAGUUACUGCUGAUUGUGGAAAAUGUUCGGGACAUCCAAAAUGUUAGAGUUUGCAAAAAAGGGCGAUUAUCAAUAAAGCCUGUAUAUUUGCCGUACCUAUAUAGAUUAAAAUGUGGAUGGAUUGUGUAUACCAUAGCUUUGAAACGUGUUUUUAAUGUUUUGCUCUUUUUGUUUAUAUGAUAUAUGAUGUAUUUUGUAUUUGCCAUUCAUAUUCUUGUUCGUUCUAUUUGUUAAUGUAUUUGCUUUUAGGGGAUUUACGGUUCAUCUAUUGGUUUGUGUUGAUUUAAUGGUGUUUCUUGAAGCUUCAAAUCAAAUAAAUGUGUGUUCCAAAUGCCAAUAUCAAAGGGACAAUUUACUCGCAUAGACAUUCCCCAGAUAUACUCGAGAUAUGCUCGAGAUACAUUCACAUUAAAAUUACGAUAACAGGAGAGCGUAGACAGGUUAAUGGAGAUAUGUUGAAGAAAGUUUGGAAUAAAAACAUGUCACUUUGAAAAUGCAAAUACACAUUUAUUCCAGUUCGGAUUUUCCUAAGACCUCUUAAUUCGGAUAAUAUCUAACUAGAAUUUUAAUUGCAUAAAUUGAAGACAGUCAUUCGUAAUAUUUUUUAGAGACACUCUGGAACAGAAUAGACUUGAAUUCUAUUUGGUAAAAUAUUUUGGUCAUAUCUUUUCCUUCUUUCUUUUGUAAUGAAAACUGAAAAAGAUUGUGGUUUGUUUUAGAAAGUCACAACAAAAUAAAAAGAAAUCGUACAGAGAAGGUACAUAUUUUCGAAUGUUGAGAUGUGUAUCCUCCACAUGUCUGUAGAUGUUAACCCGUUGACUACUAAAUCAUCUAAUUCCCAUAGACUUAACAAAGGGAC